Molecule: messenger RNA, 2259 nt
Organism: Aegilops tauschii subsp. strangulata
Lineage: Eukaryota; Viridiplantae; Streptophyta; Magnoliopsida; Poales; Poaceae
Source: RefSeq, a predicted model, not a curated record
CGGGGGAAGGGGGUAAGCCAACCCAAGCUCAAUGGCGGCGAAUCAGCAUCCGAGCCGCUCGGAACCCUAGCCUCGCCGCCUCGCCGGCUCGCCAUGGCAUGCCCUCCUUGCCCGCCGUCGCCGCUCGCCAGGGUGCGGCUCGACGACGUGGCGCCCCACGACGGCGCGGCCGCCCCGGGCUACGCGCGCGCCGUCGGCGCCCUCGCCGCCUCGCUCGCCCGCCGCGGCGCCGCCGUGGUCGAGAUCCCCGCCGCCGACGCGGCCGUCGUCCGCUGCGCCCUCGAGUCCGCCCGCGCCUUCUUCCGCGGCCGCCACGCCGCCUACCUCUACCGCGCCGGGAGGAAUUUAGAAGAUGGAGAGUUGUCCCCUGCUUGCAUGGCGGAUGCUUUCAGAUGUUUGGGCAAAGCAGCCCGUGCCGCCCUCUGUGCAAUAGCACGGCACCUGCGCCUACGUACCGACGUAUUCAACCAAUUACUUGAUGAUACUCCACUGCCGGUUAACGAGGUCUCCUCAUCAGAGUUGCUGGUGGCAUAUACUCAUGAGCAGCUCCAAAGUGGUCAGACACUCAUGGGAUGUCCCAGCAGGUCCUCAAUGCCUCAAGUUGAUAGGGGAUUUGUGACGCUAGUUGCUUCCGAUUAUCCAGGAAUUGAGGUUUGUGACCCAAAUGGCCAUUGGUACCUAGCUGAUGGGGUUUCAGGCCCAAAUAAUCUAUUGCUUCUGACUGGAAGGGCCCUAAGUCACGUUACUGCUGGUCUUUGCCCAAUUUCCCAGUACAGGGUCACUAAUGAGAAUAGGGCAUCACUCACCUUUAGGUUGGUGCCUCAUGCCAACGCUAUAUUGGAUUGCUCUCCAAUUUUAGCUGCUGGGCAUUGCAUACGACGGGUGUACCAACCCAUACCUGCAAGCCAAUUUAUGGAUGAUUCUUAUGCUGAAGAGCACGCUGUUUCCAGUCACUUGGAAGAACCUUCUGAAUCUCAGGGCAACUUUGUUAGUGACCCAUCACUCAGAAGUGUCCUGUCAGACCCUCUAUCUGGGGCUUUUCUUGAAGAUGCUAUGGUUCUUCAAUGUGGGCACUCAUUUGGUGGCGUCAUGCUGAAGAAAGUCAUUGAAAUGGCUAGAUGCACCAUUUGCAACGGAGAAGUUGACCCAUCCUCCUUGUUUCCUAAUCUUGCUUUAAGAGCAGUAGCCACGGUGGUGAAGAUGGAGGACGACAGGAGACUGUUUCAUAACGCCGCUCUUCGGAAGCGCAGGAAAGAUGUGACCGAGCAUACGGAUGUGCUGAAGCGGACUGGGAGUAGCAAAGGAAACAGUGAGCUUGCUCUGGAUGCUGAAAGCCCGGUGGCAUUCAAGGGUGUGCAGUACCCAUUUGUAGUGGGCGAGAGGGUCCUGAUCAUGGGGAACAAAAGGACUCCCGAGAAAUUCGUCGGGAAGGAGGCGGUCAUCACGUCGCAGUGUCUGAAUGGCUGGUAUCUUGUGAAGGCGCUCGACAGCGGAGAGAGUACGCGGCUGCAGUACCGGUCGCUGAAGAAAGUGCCGGAGCUGCAACUGCAGACGCAAGCGAGGCUGCAGCCCCUGGCAUUUCUCGGAGGCAGACAAUAAGAGAUGGCGAUGACGGAUCAUGCGUGGACCAUAACCACCGCUCACGGUGUCGGUCAGGUAGGACGAGGAAGAUAUGGUGGUAGUGCUGCUGCGUGCAAGUUGUGUAUCAAUGGAUAUUGAUAUAGUUUCCUUCAUUGUUUUAAAGGUGUAUGUAUCUCGUCGCUAUAGCGACGAUAUACAGGUGUGAAGGGGGUCAAUCGCCAUACAGACCCAGGCUCACAAUACCUUUUAUGGUGUCGCUAUAUGGUCGCUAUAAUGCUAUAAAGGGGGUCGCUCGCCAUAAAACGCAAUACGCCAUUAAAACAAUGGUUUCCUUGUGUGUAUAGGUAGAGUGCUCCCCUCCCUUGUUCGAAGGCAAGAUCAAUGUAAAAGUCGAGAGUAUGAAAUGAAGUCAUGUGCCUGCCUUAGGGUAUCCGCUAUCAGGCCAUGCGAUGCGAUAAGUGACCUAUGUUUGUGCGUCAAAUCUGUUCAUGUUUGAGUUUGUUGAUGAAGAAUGUGUUGGUGUGUUUUCUUCAAGGGUGGCUCCAUAUUGUACAAACCUUUCUGUGACAUGUCGUGUCUACAGUGCUGUGGCUGGCUCAUUUGCCAGCAGGAGUAUUCACUAACUAUGUUUGGGCAAUUAUAUAUCAGCAUGAUGACCCAUGAAUGUUUUUUCUUGAA